Molecule: messenger RNA, 2010 nt
Organism: Eimeria necatrix
Lineage: Eukaryota; Apicomplexa; Conoidasida; Eucoccidiorida; Eimeriidae
Exons: 1
Coding region: 1-2010 (669 amino acids)
Biological process (GO): motile cilium assembly
Cellular component (GO): ciliary basal body
Source: RefSeq, a predicted model, not a curated record
AUGUCUGCCGCCUGCCACCCCCCGCCGAAGCUGCUGCAGCCGCAGCAGCCGCUGCAGCCGCUGCAGCCGCAGCAGCAGCAGCAGCAGCAGCAGCAGCACUGCCAGGCCGCCUCCUGUGGCCCUGCUGCUGCUGCUGCUGCAUGCAAACGGCCCCGCGAGGCCCCCGAGCUGCCGCCCGCUUCGGAGGUCUCUGCUGCUUCUUCGGGGGCCCCCUGGCGCCGCCCGCUGAAGCAGUCGCGGCCCCAGGGCCUUUGCGCUUCGGGGGCCCCUGCGGGGGCCCCCCCGGGGGCCCCUGCGGGGGCCCCUGCAGCGGCUGUGGGGCUCUGCGAGGGGGCCCCGGGGGGGCCCCCUGGGGGCCCCCCUGGGGGGCCCCCUGCUGCUGGGGCCUCGUCUUCUGGGGCGGCGUCGGCGGAGUCCGGCGCAGGCGCUGCUCCUUUUUCCGGGCUGUCUGCAGCAGCAGCAGCAGCAGCAGCAGCGAGCCGGAUGGGCGCGCGGCUGCUGCCGCCUGCGUUUGGGGCAGCAGGGAAGAGCAGCAGCAGCAGCAGCAGCAGCAGCAGCAGCAGCAGCAGCAGCAGCGAGGGGGUGCGUGGGCGUGCAGUGUUGGGCCUGCGCGGGGGCAACGAGGGUCUGGGGGCCCCGCAGCCGCCGCAGCAGCAGCAGCAGCAGCAGCAGCAGCAGCAGGAGGCGGCGGGCAGCAGCUCGGCGUGCGUGGGGUGCCCGAGCAAGGCGCUGGCCGCGGAGGACCCCCGCAGCAGCAGCAGCAGCAGCAGCAGCAGCAGCAGCAGCAGCAGCGGCGCGCUGGGCGCGCCGCUGCACGCGCAGCUGCUGCUGCUCGAACGCCUCAUCAUUGCCCACGUCUCCCCCUCAGGCAAUAUUGCUGUUGCUCCCACUUCGGAGUUGGCGGAGAGUCUUUUGAACGUGGCUUACCUCUUCGCCACGGCCCACUACCGCGCGGCCCUCCGCAGCGCAGCAGCAGCAGCAGCAGCGGCCCCGCAGCAGCAGCAGCAGCAGCAGCAGCAGCAGCAGCAGCGGGAGCGGCGGCGGGAGGGCGAGGGCGCGGGCGCGGAGCCCGCGCCCGCGCACUCCGACACGCAGCAGGGAGGCCAAGCCCGCAGCAACGCCCAGCAGCAGCAGCAGCAGCAGCAGCAGCAGCAGCAGCAGGAAGGCGGGGCGGGCGCCGCGAAGAAGAGCGACGCGGCGCAGCCAGCAGCAGCAGCAGCAGCAGCAGCAGCAGGAGCAGCAGCAGGAGACGUGGAGGAGGCGAAUCCGUUUGCUGCAGCGCUGGUGUGCAGGGGCGCGUCGCCUGCUGUUGCUGCUGCUGCUGCUCUCUCGCUGCGGGUGAGCGGCAGCAGCCGCGUGGACGUGGCCCGCGAAGUGGCGCAGCUGUUCGUGCGGCUCGCGCUGCUGGACAGCAGCAUAAGUCUGCAGUUCAGGCCCUCGACUGUUGCUGCUGCAGCAGCACAACUGGCCAUGUUUCACUCGGGGGGGGCCUCUGGCUUCCCCCCCGUGCUGCAGCAGGCCCUCGGUGCUGCUGCUGCUGCAGUGGUGGCCACGGGCGGCAGCGCUUCCUUCCGGCUGGUGCGGCGCUGCCAGUUCUUGAUGCUGCAGAAGUGGCUCAACGUCAAGCGCGUGCUGCUGCUGCAGCGCAGCAGCAGCAGCGGGGCCCCCGGGGGGCCCCCCGGGGGGGCCCUUGGGGGGCCCCCCGCUGGAGACUUCCUUCCAGAAAGACUUAUUGCGGAGUGGGUGCAGCGCAGCCUCGUGCUGCCGCACCACCGCCGCGUGCUGCUGGCAGUGCAGCAGCACGCGAACAGUUUGGUGCGCUGCCAGGCGCUGGCGCGGCAGCAGCAGCAACUCCACCACGGGCCCCACGGGCCCCACCACGCGCCCUGGCCCCACGCCCUCAAACCCAAACAGCUGCCCGACAAAGACGCAAACGCCUGCCUAGACCCGCAGCAGCAGCAGCAGCAGCAGCAGCAGCAGCGCCAGCAGCAGCAAGCAGUCCACACCUAG